Molecule: messenger RNA, 4950 nt
Organism: Astyanax mexicanus (Mexican tetra)
Lineage: Eukaryota; Metazoa; Chordata; Actinopteri; Characiformes; Acestrorhamphidae
Exons: 20
Coding region: 120-3533 (1137 amino acids)
Source: RefSeq, a predicted model, not a curated record
GGGUCUGUCUGCAGAGCCGCAGAGCCACGGAUAUACGCCAGCAGAUUCACGCCAGCAGAUUCAAGCCGGUGGCAUUCUGAGCAUGCGCAGUAGGACAACGCGAUUCUGCUGGGAUUGAAAUGCAUGUUUCAAUCCGAAAAGGCAAUUCCGUGCCAAAAUAUGAGCAAUGUGGCACAUGUUGCCAAAAAUAUCACUGCCCGUUGUGCUCCAUACAGCAUUAUAAGCCAACAUCGGCCACAAAACUUAGGAGUCACCUAAAACUCCAUUUUAACCGAGCAGUCCAACAUGAAGGAUACACUAUUCACCGAUGUGGCUUAGGGUGCAGGGUACAACUCCAUUAUCACUGCAUGUACUGUCAGUCAACUGUGCUGCGUAAGGAAGACUUUGAAAACCAUUUGAUUGUGUGCAAGACUAAACAAUCAACCACAACACCUCUGUCUAAGCAAUGUUCUUCAAGUCCCAAGCUGUGCCCACCAAGUGCUGAGCCAUGCACACCUAGUAUUGAGCCAUGCCCCCACAGUGUAAAGCUGCAAGUACCCAGUUUACAGCUGGAAGCAACACGUGCAAAGCCAUGUCCACCCAGUGUAGAGCUAGAAGCAACAAGUGCAAAGCCAUGUCCACCCAGUGUACAGGAAGCAACACGUGCAAAGCCAUGUCCACCCAGUGUACAGGAAGCAACAUGUGCAAAGCCAUGUCCAUCUAGUGUACAGCUAGAAGCAACAAGUGCAAAGCCAUGUCCACCCAGUGUACAGCUGGAAGCAACAAGUGCAAAGCCAUGUCCAUCUAGUGUACAGCUGGAAGAACCCAGUGCAAAGGUGCCUGCACCUGGUACCAAGCAGUUCCUACCCAGUGUAGAGCCGUCUCUUUCCAGUGCCAAGCCAUGUAUGUCCAGUGCAGAGACAUGUCCACAUAGGGCAGAAGAAGCUGACCUGGAAAUUCAUGCACUCAAAAGAGUUCGUGUGAGGCCUGUUGUCCGUGAAAAAUGUCCUAUGUGCAAAGUUCUUAUGAACAAACGCAACAUCAGAAAGCAUAUAGACCGUAAGCAUACAAACCAGGAGCUUUUUGAUGUAACUUCUAAAUACCACCUUAGGAGUGAGUGUAUUGAUGAGGUUAAUGGUAUCUUUUCUGUCCAAAAGACUUUCCAUGGCCACAGUGUCCCUCUUCAUGUCCAGAAUAAAACAUGGGGUGAAAAUCAUCAUGUGUUUUGUGAGUCACAGAACUGUCAAGUUAACAUGGAUUUAGCAUGGAGGAGUGGCCUAAAAUCAUAUAAAUGUGUACAUCUUAGGUCAAUCACUUACUGUACAGGUUCAUGUAAGUCUAGCACACUGCUAGAAGGUUCUUUAACAAAGAUGGUGCAAACUAAAUGGUUCAGUGAAGAGACAAAAAAGAAUUGCCUUGCACGACAGAGACUGGCCAGAGAGAAUAAUGUUCCUCUCUCUGUUUGCCUAAAUAUAGGAUUUCCUCAAGCAAAGAAAGUUGUGUCUGUAUUUGAGCCCACUGUCUCAUAUUACAGUCGCCUUGGACGAGUUAUGGUGGUGUACAACAGCAGAUUAAACUCGUGGCAUUGUCCGUGUUCUAAAACAAGACGGUCCUGUGCACAUAUUUAUGUGGCCAAGUGGCAUCUUUUCCAAGAACAGUCUGAUUUGUUCAGGACAGUUCGAAGCACAGAAGAGAUGGAUCCAAUUGCUGGCACAAUCGAGCAUGAACGUCUUGGGGACACAGACGAGAAGGGAGUGACAAGUCCUACAUACCCACCAAAAGGUGAUGGCCUGAACAGUAUGGUGAAAUACAUACUCAGAAAGAAGAAGGUACCUGCUGUGUUACCAGAACAUUUACGCCUACCAUCAAAAGAAUUGCAGUACCCAAGAUAUAUAAUUCCAGAGGAAAUGAUGUGCCAGAUCUGUCCAGGGAAUGUGCCUCUCAGUGAACCGAUCCUCAUCACUGACAAAGCAAGGAUCCUUACCAGCUUUGGCAUUGUUCAAAAUGUUUCCACCUACUGCAAACGUUGCCCAGACUGUGAGGUCUAUUACCGAUAUCAAGAGUGGAAGGAUGGGGUUCAUAAUUUCAGUGACCACAUAUUACUUGACCUACCCCUGUGUAUCAAACUGAGAAACCUACUACAGGUCCAUACAGCAGUCAGCAGAGCAGUUGAUUAUAUCCAGCUUAACACAGGAGUAAGGUUCCCCUCAAAAGACACAGUGCUCCAUGGAUAUCUGCAUUUUGAAGCCCUCACAGACCAUGAAUACAAGUAUUCAUGUGUCACCUGUGGUGAUCAUCCUGCUGUGGUCAUAAUGGAUUUGCAUAAGAAGGCUGCUUUUCAUUUGUCAAUAACUGACCUGGGAGGACCACCACAUAAUUAUACUGGCGAAGUGGAUAUAGAGAAGUUUUGGGAUGCUCUGACCAUGGAGAUGAUUGGUCGUGGAUUUGUAAAAAGUUCAAAACACAAUCCAUUUGCAGUCCCACCGACCUAUCACUUUUGGGCUCCAUGGAUUGGUCCAUGUACAAGGAAGGCUGACAUUGUGCUCAAUACUGAGUUUGCAAAGAUGCAUGCUCCAAAAUCCACUGCUGAAGUAGAAGAGCUAACCGUCACUGAGGAACGUCUGACAGAUGAGCUUUCUAAACAAAAGGUGGGAGUCAUACGAAAUUUAUGUAGAGAGUGUGGUUUAGACUCCAGAGGAUCACGCAGUGAUCUCCUUCUCAGACUUUCCAGUGAGAUGAAAACAAGACAGGCUUAUGAUAAAGUGUUUGAGAAAAUUUGGGCAGCCUCAGGAGGAUGGGCCGUGGUCAUGUGCCCCUGUGGCAUUGUGUACAGUAUCAAGCACAACAUUCGUGCUGAGAGUCCACGUGACUUUGCAGAUAUUCUUCUCUCAUGGAGGCACAUGCCGAAUGUUGUCAUAUAUGAUUUUGCACGUGGGCUAGCCACCCAUACUAACUUGAGAGAACCCGAAAGGGUGCCCUUUAAACCCUUUGAAGGUCGAUUAAGGGCACCUUCUAAGGAAACAAUAGCCCUUGCAAAACAAGGAAAGGUUAAGGUAUCCCUACAUUGGCUAGACAGUCCCAAAGUAGUCCCAGACAAGGGGGGUCACCCAGUUACUGGCUCAGCACAGCAUUAUUGCCUAUAUGACAAGUUUCAUGAGGCAAAUACAAAAGACGACAGGGACCUACUUCGGAAAAUUUCCCUGGUCCCACAGCUGGCUGGCAAAAUAAAUAGUCAAGUGGCAGAGCAACUAUUUGGCAAACUUAGAAAAAACAACUACUUCCUGAACAUGAGCCAGCCCUCUACUCAUGUAUUCUUGAUGAGGAACAUUGUUCAUCACAUGAAUGUACAAAAAAACAAAGCCAGGUUGGAGACAAUCCAAAGGACCUUUGGAGUUGAAGUGUCAAUGAACAUCCACAGUCAAGCUGUGAUUGGAUCUGCAGUUUCCUCUGAGAUCACUGCUGACACAGUACCUGACACAGUACCUGACACAGUACCUGACACAGUACCUGACACAGUACCUGACACACAAGUGGUGGUUUCAACUGGUGAGUGAUGCAUUGUGAGUGAUGUUUGUCUGGGAUGUUCUUGAUCAUGUGCUUACUCUGCUCUUUUGUAUAGUUGAAGCAGUACAGGUAUGUGGAGAUGAAUGUCGACAUCUGACAUCGCUGGACAACAUUCAUGCCACAAGAGCUGCCUGGAACUUCACUUUACAUCCUGGUCAGAUGGCACUGCUUGAUUAUGUUCUGGACACAAUGAGGACUCCAGAUGAGCCAGUAGUUGACGUUGGCACAACCACACUAAAGCGCUCUGACUUCAUAUCAUUGGGUUUAUGUGAAGAAGUAGAGGCAACAAUUGUCAAUUGCUGUUUUAAAGUGAUAAGCGACAUCGGAAUACAUCUGGGAAAGGAUGUGCAUGCCAUUGAUUCAUACGUUAUAGCAAGUUGGAUGCCCCCUCUAGAUGCAGAUCCAAUUCAGUCUGUUCCUGUGGAUGCAGCAUCUAAGGACAUGAUUCUUCUUCCUGUGUGGAAACCAGGACACUGGGUUUUGUGUCAAACUAGCUAUGACAAUAUCACCAGGCCACUGGAUCCUGAUGAAAAACAAGGAUAUCCCCCAGCAACAUGAUGUGACAUCCUGUGGAGUCUUCAUGAUUAUGUAUGCAUUGCACAUCGUCUUGAAUGAGCCAUUCAGUUUCACUUCUCAUGACAUUCCAGUCAUCAGACGGUGGUGGUGCUUACUCCUCAUGGAGAAUUUUCCCCUUGGAGGACAUGGAAGGCGAUUUGCACACUGGGCUGCAGAGGCCAUGGAACUUGGGCCUUAUCCCACUAAAAGUGAGUCAAAGAAUAGAACAGAAGAAAUGGAACCUGAGAGUGGAGCACGAGAGGAGGUCACUACACCUCUUGAAAACAAAGGUGUAAUCAGACAUAUAAAAGCAGGUGUUGAAUGGCUGAAGAAUAGUCAGCAUCUGCUGAAGGACAAAUGCCUGACACCACAAAUCCUUUCCAUGGAGGAGGAAGAUGCGCGGAAUGCCCUUGCUCAUCUGGAGGCUCACUGUACAGCAUCUGUGUAUGAGGAUGAUAUGGAUGAGGAUGAAAUAAGGGCCCCAUUUUAUUUUACCUUUAAAAGCAUGAAAGACAUGGGCUUGUUCUUGUCAGAGGUUAGGGAUAAAAGAAAGAUUAUGGUAUCCUCUUUUUACAACCCUGAUAUUUAAGGUGUUUCCUACACCUAUACCAACAUCAGAAACAUCAGUAGCCUAUUCACAGAAAAUUCACUGAAGUAUUCCGUUGAUUACUUUUUUUCUGCUGCUUAUGUUGAUUUGUGUUGAUUGCCGUUAAGUACAGUUUUUUGUUUGUUUCAGUUGCUUAUUAUUAACCUACUAUUUUAUUGUCUUAAUACAGUUAUUAUGCUCAUUUUAUGUCUCUUUAUGUUGUUUUAUUAUUGCACAUGGAAUUGUACACAUAAAGACCAUGUAUU